Messenger RNA from Hibiscus syriacus, 1486 nucleotides. Its product is annotated as siroheme synthase-like. Bases 207 to 1352 code for a protein of 381 amino acids. The transcript is spliced from 5 exons. NCBI's taxonomy places the organism in Eukaryota, Viridiplantae, Streptophyta, Magnoliopsida, Malvales, Malvaceae. The record is from RefSeq and is a predicted model, not a curated record. Gene Ontology annotation, molecular function: uroporphyrin-III C-methyltransferase activity. Gene Ontology annotation, biological process: siroheme biosynthetic process.
UCUCCGUUGUUGCUGAGGUCUUCUCAUCCUUCCAAAGAGCACAACGAUCCUUUCUUUCAUUGCAAACUCCUAAUUGAAUCCAAACUCUCCAUCUCUUGAUUUCCUCAUAUAAUAUAUAUUACUAUAUAAGUAAGAAUGUCGAAGAAGUUCUGAAUAUUGUAGGCUGAUUUUGUUCUGGCAUUUUUACAAACACCCAGUGAACAAAAAUGGCGCUUCCCUAUACCCAUCACUAUAAGCUUUCUUUCUCUGCUCUGAACUUAAAGAAAUCUGGGACUUCGCAUUUGCAGCCCAUUUGUUGUGUACAGUGCAAUUCCAAUGUGUCGUCUUCGCCGUUCACGGAGAAACACUCGAUGCAGCGGUACCAAAGGGACCAGUGGGUCUACAACAACAGCCAUAAUAGUCAGCAGCUUCUAUCUCUCAACAGUGAUGAUCAAGUCGCCUCUUGCUCCUUACCUUCUGAUGGAGAUUCCAUUAGGUUAAAUGACAUCGCUUUGCAGCUGCCGGAGCUCAGGAAGUUGCUUGAAGUUUUGAAGCAUAAGAGAGAGAGCCAUGGCGGCCAAGUGCCCGAGAAUGGACCGGGAAAUGUCUUCUUGGUGGGGACUGGGCCUGGAGAUCCCGAUCUCUUGACGUUAAAAGCUGUCAAAGUCAUUCAAAAAGCUGAUCUUUUAUUGUACGAUAGGUUGGUGUCUAAUGCUGUAUUGGACUUGGUUGGUCCCGAUGCCAGGCUUCUAUAUGUGGGCAAAACUGCAGGCUAUCAUAGUAGAACUCAGGAAGAAAUCCAUGAGUUGCUUCUGAGUUUUGCUGAAGCUGGGGCUAAUGUGGUCAGACUUAAAGGAGGGGAUCCACUGGUAUUUGGAAGGGGUGGAGAAGAAAUGGACUUCCUGCAGCAGCAAGGGAUUCAGGUCAAGGUUAUCCCUGGUAUGACACUGUAUACUGCUGCUUCUGGAAUAUCAGCCGAGCUGGGCAUUCCUUUGACCCAUAGAGGUGUGGCAAUUAGUGUAAGAUUUCUCACAGGUCACUCGAGAAAAGGUGGAACAGAUCCUCUUUUUGUUGCCGAAAAUGCUGCUGACCCUGAUUCAACGUUAGUGAUUUAUAUGGGCCUUUCCACCCUCCCUUCUCUUGCCCAAAAGUUGAUACAUCAUGGCCUACCACCAGAUACACCAGCCGCUGCAGUUGAGCGAGGAACCACACCUCAACAGCGCACGGUCUUUGCAGAACUUAAGGAUCUUGCCGAUAAAAUCAAAACAGCAGAGUUGGUGUCGCCGACACUAAUCAUAAUCGGGAAGGUUGUCGCCCUUUCACCAUUUUGGCCGCAGUCUUCAAAAGAAGCAUCCCGACUUGUUGAAGCCUAACUAAAAGGACAUAAAAUUCAUAGGCUGCUUUUAAGGUGUAAGACAAACCAGCAUUUGACACUUCUUGCACUUGUCAUGUCAACAAGAAGCAGCCACUAAAUUUCAGUGCUAAUUUUAUUUGUUAUUUGUUUUGA